AUGAGCUCUUACUUUUCAUCCUUUACCUCAUCUGCCUCUAUAUCCACUGCGCUAGGCUCUCGCCUCACCAGUCUUCGCCGCGCUAUUACCCUCGGCGAUGAAGGAGACGACCCAGAAAACGAAGACAGCUCACACAUCUCCAACGCCCUCAGAGCCUACUAUAUAGAGAAAGGCCAGCCAUUUCCUCCAUGGCUGCCUCCUGACCCGAAAGCACCAGUCGCGGCGCCAUCCCGUAUGGUCGCAACUACCCAUGGACAGCCGGCUUCCCCCGCCGCUUACGGACGGGGUGGGGGUGGCGGAUUGGGUGAUCUAUGGGGUGACUCCGGCGCAUCUGCAGCACCGCAAGCACAGACUGCAAGCCUUCGCCGUGGUCGAAAUGGCAAUGGCAUGACGCCGCCGACGCUCACGGCCAGCGCACCACCCGGUUCUGCAGCUUCAUCUCCGCCGCCGCUUCUGUCGGCAAAUUCUCAUUCUCCCAGUCUCCAUCCAACUGGGACUCGACCUCUGCCUAGCCAGCGAGCUGGCUCUUAUCAAAGUUCGCCAGCUGGACGUGGACCUGAGAGAGCUGGAUCGGCGCAGGAAAGACUGCGCGCGCGAUUACAUGGGGGUCGUUCCCCCAGUCCCAAUGUUGACCCCAGUGUGAGGAAGCCAGUUGGGUCUUCUGGAAGAGCUUGGUAG
This is a messenger RNA of Penicillium taxi, 678 nucleotides long. RefSeq lists its product as uncharacterized. NCBI's taxonomy places the organism in Eukaryota, Fungi, Ascomycota, Eurotiomycetes, Eurotiales, Aspergillaceae. The transcript has a single exon. The record is from RefSeq and is a predicted model, not a curated record. Bases 1 to 678 code for a protein of 225 amino acids.